Molecule: messenger RNA, 2529 nt
Organism: Scophthalmus maximus (turbot)
Lineage: Eukaryota; Metazoa; Chordata; Actinopteri; Pleuronectiformes; Scophthalmidae
Gene: wfikkn2a
Product: info WAP, follistatin/kazal, immunoglobulin, kunitz and netrin domain containing 2a
Exons: 3
Coding region: 1-1743 (580 amino acids)
Cellular component (GO): extracellular region
Molecular function (GO): protein binding; serine-type endopeptidase inhibitor activity
Source: RefSeq, a predicted model, not a curated record
AUGUGGUGGAUGCUGUUUCCCCGAUGGAUUUGGUUUCUCCUGGGCCACUGCUGUGCGCUGCUCCUCUACAUGGACAGCUGCCGCGUGAGAGCGAUGCCCAUGUCCAUGCCCGUGUCCGUGGCCAAGGUGGUGUACUCUCACGCAGGUCUGUGCCCGAAUGACCUGAACCCAAACCUGUGGGUGGAUGCGAUGAGCACCUGCAUGCGCGAGUGUGAGUCCGAUCAGGACUGCGAGACCUUUGAGAAGUGCUGCCCUAACGUAUGUGGCAACAAGAGCUGCGUGGCUUCACGCUACAUAGACGCCAAGGGAAGCAAAGGCCCAGUUGGAAUGCCAAAGGGAGCCACCUGCGACAAGUUCAUGUGCUCCCAGCAAGGAUCUGAGUGUGACAUCUGGGAUGGCCAGCCUGUCUGUAAGUGCCGGGACCGCUGCGAGAGGGAGCCCCACUUCACGUGUGCAUCUGACGGCCUGACAUAUUAUAACAAGUGCUACAUGGACGCAGAGGCCUGUUCCAAGGGUAUCUCUAUCUCUGAGGUCACCUGCAGGUAUCACCUGACCUGGCCACACACCAGCCCAAUCCCUGCGGAGACCACCCUACAUCCCACCACUGCCCUCCAGACCACCCUCCCAGCUGACAUCCAACUACCCACCAUACACAGCGGCCCCAUCCAGCAGGCGGUCUUCGUUGGAGAGACGGCGAGUUUCCUGUGCGAGGUGUCAGGGAAGCCCCGUCCAGAAAUCACCUGGGAGAAACAGUUGAAGGGCAAAGAGAACACCAUAAUGAGACCCAAUCACGUACGAGGAAACGUUGUGGUUACUAACAUUGGCCAGCUGGUCAUAUACAACUCACAACUUCAGGAUGCCGGCAUCUAUACGUGUACAGCCAAAAAUGUAGGGGCAAGUGUAUCAGCACACUUUCCCUUGGUAGUGAUCAGCAGAGAAGUGAAAGGUAAGAGUGCGGACGGGAAUAGUACAAACCUACCUUUUCCAGCCGAGGAGUGCCUGAAGAGCCCGGACACAGAUGACUGUGGUGAAGAGAGCAUGAGCUGGUAUUAUGAGCCAAAGAGGAACAAUUGCUUCACCUUCACCUACAGUCAGUGCAAUAGAAACCGCAACCAUUUCGACACCUACGAUGCCUGCAUGCUGUCAUGUGGAGGAGACCUAUCGGCUCCCUGUAGCCUACCGAGCCUCCAAGGGCCUUGCAAGGCGUAUGAACCUCGCUGGGCGUACAGCAGCAGCCUCAAAAAGUGCCAGUCCUUUGUCUAUGGGGGCUGCGGGGGCAACGAGAACAACUUUGAGUCCAAGGAGGCCUGCGAAGAGAUGUGCCCAUUUCCGAAGAACCACAACUGCAAGAUGUGUAAACCUCGAGGCAAGAUGGUCGCCAGCUUCUGCAAGAGCGACUUUGUGAUCCUGGGCCGUGUGAUGGAGCUGACGGAGGAGCAAGAGUCAGGCCACGCCCUGGUGACAGUGGAGGAGAUCUUGAAGGAUGAGAAGAUGGGCCUGAAAUUCUUUGGCAAAGAGCCGUUGGAGGUGACUCUUCAGAACAUGGAUUGGAACUGUCCCUGCCCUAAUAUCACUGUCGCCAACGGGCAGCUCAUCAUCAUGGGGGACGUUCACAACGGGAUGGCCGUACUGCAACCUGACAGCUUUGUAGGCUCCUCCAGCACGCGCAGAAUCAGGAAGCUUCGCGAGGUUGUCCACAAGAAAACCUGCGACUUUCUUAAAGAUUUCUCCACCAUCCAGUAGAGACUUUUAAAAAAUCUCACACCCACCGAAAGUCAGCGAUGACGUUUUCAGAUUUCGACAUGCUCCAGUGACCUCACCAGUGCAAGCAAACUCUGAUCUAGUCACUCAUCUCUUACAUCGGAGGUUUUGUUGCCUGGUUCAAAUGUUUUCCAAUCCGUCUUUUGUUUCUCAUGGCUCUGUAGAUCUAAAAAAAAUCUUAAAAUCACGUGUCAUAGUUGAUCAUCAGCUGUCAGUUGUUUUCAUUUGUGAUUUCUUCACAGAUGCUGUUUCGGCGAACUACUUUUUUUUUUAUUAGAAUCAAAGAGUUUUGCUGUCAGCACCCGAGACACACUGGGAAAGGCACAGGUAAUAUGCAUUUACUCUGUAUAAAUUAUUUAAUCUUUGUUAACUAUAAUAGUUUUCCUCUCCAAAUGUAAUCUUCAGUACAUUAAUGUCAUUCAUUUAGCCGUUUGUUUUAAUAUAAUUGGUUUGUUUGCUUUAUCUGUAUGUGGGGCUGCCCACGAUAUACAUCAGAUGACAACUGUUCUGAGCCCUUGAGCUCAUGAUAAUGCAAUAUGAAGCCUCAGUUUAUCUACCAGAAUCAAAUAAGCUUGUUGGUUCCAUUUUUUUGGAAUCUAUUUUGAUAAGUUUUGAUUUACAAUACCUAAUAUGUGUACUUCUGUAUGUCAUAUUUAUUUUUUUCUUGAGCUAUAUAUAUAUUAUUAAAAAAAACUAUAGAACAUGUUUUUAUUCUAUCAAUAAAUAUGUUAGUGUUCAGUAAAACGUGUAUGAUGGCAAAAUGAAUAA